This is a messenger RNA of Aspergillus alliaceus, 1938 nucleotides long. RefSeq names its product caspase family protein. Lineage: Eukaryota; Fungi; Ascomycota; Eurotiomycetes; Eurotiales; Aspergillaceae. The transcript has a single exon. The coding region runs from base 1 to 1938 and encodes 645 amino acids. The record is from RefSeq and is a predicted model, not a curated record. Gene Ontology annotation, molecular function: cysteine-type endopeptidase activity. Gene Ontology annotation, biological process: proteolysis.
AUGUGCGAUACAAAACCCCCAAUCUCACGCUACGCGAUCCUAAUCGGAAUCAAUGCCUACCAGGAAAGGCCCCUCGAAGGCAGUGUCCAGGAUGUGCAAAGAAUAGAAAGAUACCUUAAGGAAGCCUCGACUUCAGUUCAGAUUGAGAUGUUGACGGCGACCAGGAGCGACGACUAUGGAGGAGCUCGAAGUUUGCUGGAGCCGCAGCAUAUCUGGCCCACUCACCGAAAUGUGGUUUCUGCUCUAACACGGGUGCUUUCGUCGGCAAAGACUGGGGACCUGGUUUAUAUACAUUACUCUGGCCACGGGACCCGAAUAGGGUCACAAUAUUUACACUCCAACUGGUCCACAGGGGAUCUGGCUUUGGUCUUGCUUGAUGAGCGCAACGAGGGCCGUGAAAAAUAUCUGUAUGGCGCGGUGCUAGCCAGUCAUCUACGGAAAAUGGUUGAUAAUGGACUGGUACUUACUCUUGUGCUUGACUGUUGUUUCUCUGCCGCUGUUUAUCGUCACGAUGACUCCAUGGUUCGGUAUCUCCCUUACAACCCUGACCUCUCGAAGAAUUCCGCAGAGGAGACCAGCAGUUCAGGUUCCGGACAUCGAGAUGCCUGCAUGUUACCCAACUGGCUUAUCAAUCCGGAUGGGUACGCAAUCCUCGCGGCGUGUGGGCCCCAUGAAGUGGCAAAAGAAAUUGACCCAGGCAAUGGUCAAAUGCAUGGGGCCUUGUCGUACUUUCUUUUGUCCUUCAUCGAGAUCAAUGGCCUUGGGGUAAGACACGACGCCAUCCAUAAACAUUUGGGUAGCAAAUUCCAAGAGUCGAAUUUGCAUCAGCAAAACCCUGUCGUGUAUGGGAAUAGAAAACAACCAUUCUUUCAACAGUCCGACUUCGAGAAUCCCCGCGCGAUUACGUCGAUCAUCAUGAACCGGGAUGCAAGCUUGGUGUUAAGCGCUGGCAACGCCCAUGGGAUUCACAUAGGAGACUGCUUCGCUUUACAAGGCAUGAAUUCCGCAGGGGACUGCUCCCUGUCAAGCGGACACUCUUUAUCGGUUAGAGUUGUCCAGGUGGGACCCCUCACAUCAAAAGUAGACCUACUUGGAGGCCCGGCACCCUCACCCACCCCAACUAGAUGGUUUGCCACAGGGUAUCCUCGGAUAUACUUUCAGAAAUACCCGGUUCGACUAGCCGGUGACCUUCCACAUCUGCACAAACUCCUAAGAGCAUUGGAAGCGCAGUCGCUAAGCUACCAUAUGAAUGAAGAACAAGAGUACUCAUUCUAUAUUACUAUGAACAACAACAGCCAGUACGAAAUUCAGGACAGGUUUGGGAAAAUCAUUGAAAAUCUGCCAGAUAUGGCCCAGGACAAAACAGCCUUCGGCACCAUUUCAAACAUCGUUGAGCACCUGGUGAGAUACAAGUUCACCAGAGACCUCAGCAACAACAUAUUUGCAGAACAAUUUCAGCAGCUGUUUGAUGCGCAUAUCAUCAGUCCCUCUGGCGUGUGUUACGAACCCGGGCAUCUGAUAGAAACAGACGAGGGCGUAGUGCACCGUGUGGUAGUGAAAAACAAAGGGCAAACAGUGCUAUAUGUCUAUCUCUAUAGCCUGGGUCCUUGUUGGCAGAUUGAUAAUAUCUCAAGAGGCUGCGAAGUGAUUCCUCCAGCAAAUCCUGACCUCGGGUUAAGAGAAAUGAGAAGAAAAUUCUCAAUGAAAGUACCAGUUGAGCUGAUUGGGAAAGGUAGCAGGCAAUGUGAAGACAUCAUCAAAAUCAUUAUCACCUCCCAGCCGACAUCAUUUGACCUGAUUGAAUUGCCAGUGCUCAGCAAACUUGAAACCGGAAGAUUAAACAAGAAGGCUACCGUCCGAAGUAGCGAAUAUAGCCGCAGUGGCACUCCAGAGAAUUGGGCUGCAUUGAAUUUUCCUAUCCGAACCUUUGUGAGAUAG